Molecule: messenger RNA, 623 nt
Organism: Diabrotica balteata
Lineage: Eukaryota; Metazoa; Arthropoda; Insecta; Coleoptera; Chrysomelidae
Source: the annotation of a GenBank genome assembly
GGAAUGCAAAGUGCAAGAGGGUCUGUACUAUUGUUUGCAGAUGCAGAUGGAGCCACCACUUUUGCAGAUAUAACAAAGGUUGAAGAUGGUCUUUUUAGUUUAGUUAAUUGCGAUUAUCAAAAAGACCCUUCAAAAGUAGAAGAAAAACUGGCGAUCUCAAUGGGUUCCAGAGCUCACCUUGAAGAAGAAGCGGUUGCUUCUAGGAGCUUCUUCAGGACAAUCCUGAUGCAUGGUUUUCACUUUCUUGUGUGGCUGUUUGCUGUGAGGGUUUGAGAGAUACUCAAUGCGGUUUUAAGUUGCUUACUAGAGAAGCCGCAAGAAUUUGUUUUGAAAGUUUACAUGUUGAAAGAUGGGCGUUUGACGUUGAGAUGUUGUAUAUUGCACAAACUUUGAAAAUUCCUAUUGCCGAAGUGGCUGUGAGAUGGACUGAAAUCGACGGAUCCAAAGUUACCCCGGUAUGGAGUUGGAUCCAAAUGGGAAUGGAUUUAGGACUGAUUUGGUUAAGAUACACCAUCGGAGCAUGGAAGAUAAAAUCAGAGAAAAGCGAUUAAAGAUGGUUGAAGUGCAUUUAACUAGAUGUAAUAGCUUUUUAUUUAAUUUUAGAUAAUAAAUUUAUAUCUUUA